AUGGCAUUGAAUUCAACCAACGUCGAGUCAGAUCCCCAAUCCUCAAGUACCCCUCACCUUGAACUCGUCAACGGCCAAGUCCCAUACCGUGACGCCGUUGUGUCAUGGAAACUCCCCAAGGUUCUCCUUUUAGGCGAGGAACGUUACAUCAGUUUCGAACUUGAUUGCGUGAAACAUGUGGUAUUGCAAAUAUCAGACGCCCGACAACGACAGGUAUUUACUCAGAUUGGCGUUCAACACGACUAUGAUUAUCCUUUCCCCUUCUGGCACUUUCUUGGCAAAAUGAUCUCCCAGGCGCUGCUGGAAAAUGAGACUUCGCUUGAGAUAUUGAGUUUUACAAGGGUAAACGACCGCGAAUUUGUUGGGUUCGAGAACAAAAACGCUCUGAAAAGCAAUAACAGCACAGACCUUAAUGUCAUUGAAGUGAGUCUCAAAAGGCCGCAGGCUAAUGAGCCUAUGGAGAUCUUUUGGAGGCCUGCUAGGGGCAUCAUCAUCCAGAGGCUUCGAGAAUGUGAGUAUCGUGAGGGUUACACUUCGGGACUUUGA
Messenger RNA from Fusarium fujikuroi IMI 58289, 546 nucleotides. RefSeq lists its product as uncharacterized. Bases 1 to 546 code for a protein of 181 amino acids. NCBI's taxonomy places the organism in Eukaryota, Fungi, Ascomycota, Sordariomycetes, Hypocreales, Nectriaceae. The record is from RefSeq and is a predicted model, not a curated record. The transcript is spliced from 2 exons.